AAAUUAGUACUAAUAAUAGCCAUCAUGGUAUGUGGAUAUGGAUUAAAAAUGGCUUUCAGCAGCAAGAGAAGCUGUUCCAUGGCUUUUACAACCAGAAUUCUUUGCGCUUCCUAUGAGCUAGCCAAGCUCUGGUUACAUCAAAACUUCCUGCGUCAGAGAGCUAGUCUCAAAUCCUCCAGCGUGUCUGCUGCCAGCAAGACAGGGAAAUUCCUACACCACACCCCCUAGAGUUGAGCCAAUGAAAUGACAGCUGGUUUCCUAUAAGAAUGAAGCCGAUCCUUCGCUAUGCUAUACUUUGCUACAACAGUGACUGUAUCUGGACUGGAACAGCGUCUGCCAUGGGACUUUUACUCAGCCGGAUUCAACAUGCUUUGCAGAGUUUCUACGGGAUGGAAGCUCGUAUCCUCCUGUUGGGUCUGGAUGCUGCUGGCAAAACGACUCUCCUCUACAAGCUGAAACUGAACGAAACUCCAAUGACUAUCCCCACUCUGGGCUUCAAUGUGGAGACGAUACAACCGAUCAACAACGUCACCUUCACCAUGUGGGAUGUGGGUGGUCAAGACCGGAUCAGGGCCCUGUGGAAAUAUUAUCAUGCCAACACCGAUGGGCUGGUUUUUGUAGUGGACAGUGCGGACAGCAGUCGCUUUGAGGAGGCCAGGUUUGAGUUGGAGGCCUUGCUGGAUGCAGAUGACCUGCGCAGGGUGCCUGUGGUGCUGCUUGCCAACAAGCAAGACUUGCCUGGAGCCUGCCCCCCCAUGGAGGUAGCAGAAAAAAUUGGACUGAGGAAAUUGCAAGGGAACAGGUGGCAUGUGCAGGGCUGCUGUGCUGUGAGUGGGGAAGGGAUCCCUGAAGCAAUGGCGAAGCUAUCAGAGAUGGUCAAGCUGCAUCGCAAUGCCUGAGUUAAUUAGGAAAGCACCAAGACCCCUAACGUACAUAAAGAACACAAGAUAUCCUGCAUCUUAAUUUCCUGUUUUGACUCAGAUUCUCUUGCUAUGGCAUUUGCAUAAGGCCAACAGGAGUUUAUCCUGCUUAUCAACAACUUACGAGAAGAUGCAAAUUCUGUGGUGUCUGAUUUUUUUCUUGGUCAGAGACAGAGGUAUCUAGCUAUACAGGGCUCCUGAGUUUUGCUAAUCAAGAUGUCAUCACUGGCAAAAAUACAGAAUCAAGGACUCUUAGACUUUGGACUCUCAAACAACCUGAACCACAAUCAAAUUCUCAGCAUCCUUGACUGGAACCACAGUUGGCUAUUAUAGCCCAUUUCUGUCUGAUUGCUUAUUUCUGCCGUCUGUGUCACUGAUUGCAUCAUCUGUGUACCAGGGAAGGCCUAUUUCUUCCUUCCAUAUCUGUAACCCAACUCAGUUCUCUCUGUUUUUAUAUGAUUUUAGAUUUAAUAGGUCUGUGACCAUUCAAUAUUCUUGAAACUUGAUAUGAUUUUAGAUUGCAGUUUGCCACUGCAUUGUUUCAUCCUUGUUGAAGUUCUAAAGAGCUUUAUUUGAAUAGAAGAACAGUAUAUACAUAUUUUAUAUACUACUACUACUACUACUGUAAAUAAAGAUAUUGCUUAUUGAAAUCUC
Messenger RNA from Hemicordylus capensis (graceful crag lizard), 1574 nucleotides. RefSeq lists its product as uncharacterized. Bases 267 to 899 code for a protein of 210 amino acids. Gene Ontology annotation, molecular function: GTP binding; GTPase activity. NCBI's taxonomy places the organism in Eukaryota, Metazoa, Chordata, Lepidosauria, Squamata, Cordylidae. The transcript has a single exon. Gene Ontology annotation, biological process: vesicle-mediated transport; intracellular protein transport. Gene Ontology annotation, cellular component: cytoplasm. The record is from RefSeq and is a predicted model, not a curated record.